CACCCACAACAACAACAAACAAACAAACAACAGCGAUGAGCCGGCGCAACAGCAAGAGCGCCCGCAAAGGGUCCAGGGGCAGCAAGGGGGAGGAGACGCCUCAAGCGCCGCCAGAGUUCCACGACUUCAACGAUGCCUUCAGCAAGCUCGACGUGGCCCAGCAGGCGUCCUUCCUUGACAUGUUCCAAGCAGGAGAAAUGACGGCAGAGGAGGCUCGUCUUCAGAUUCAAGAGAUGAGCGAGCAUGCACACAUUGUCAAGUACCUGGGCAGCGUUCCUGUUGCAGCUGCAAAGCUGACCGCAACCAUGUGGGAUCUCUUUGGAAAAGAGGUCAUCUCCACGGCAGGGCCGCGUCUCAAGGCCCUCAAGCUCAAGCCCGUCGAAGCCAUGAUCACCAUCUCUGCCAGUGGCAUCAGGGUCAUCAACACGGCGACGCAGGAAGUGAUUGAGAACGAGCCCAUGGAGCAAGUGGUGUACAGUGCUGUUGAUGCGAGCGACAAGAAGCGGGUUGCCGUCCUCUCGCACUACUCCAAGCUCGGCCUCAUCUACUGCCACGUCUUCUCCACCAAGGACAAGGUGUGCCAGGAGAUUGCCGGCGCUGUGCAGCGGCUGGUGCAGGCGAAACCCGUUGACGAGGUGUCGGAGGCGGACAGGCACGAGAAGGCGACAGGCGCGACACUCGGCAUCUUCGAGACAGACUAUGUGGGGUCUGCCACCAAGCCGCGCAACGAGCACACCUCGAAUGAGGAGUUUGUUGGGCAGGUGGUGGAGGACUUGCGAGCGGCCAUGAAGGAGAAGAAGAAGAAAGAGAAGAAAAAGAAGCUGCCUGCCAAUGCUGAUCGCGUGGUCAUGGUCAUCUCUUCAGAGGGUAUCAGGAUUGUGGAUGCACUCAGCCGCGAAGUCAUCACUUCCAUCUACAUCACUAAAAUCAGCUAUGUGACCAAGGUGAUGGUGAAGAAGGACCGGUACUUUGCCAUCAUCUUCAAGGACGGGCGGCUGAACAAGAAGACUUGUCAGCUCUUCCAGUGUCUGGACGAUGAGGCGCAACAAAUCUGCAACACUGUGAAGGAGGCAUUCAAGGUUGCCAAGGAGGACGUGAAGGCGCGAGAAGGAAACCCCUUCAUGCCCAUGUCAUCUCUCACAGAGCCCGUCAAGGGCGCGUUGGCGGAGUGCCAGGUGCCGCGCCGCAGCCUCAACGCCAUACGCCCGCUCGGUGCCGGGCAGUUUGGGGAGGUGUUCCUUGCAUUGGAAGCGACUGACGGUGGUGAUGGGCAGGAGGGCGUGAAGCGGGCAGUGAAGAUGCUGCGAGGGGCGGCCACCACCGCGGACAAGGCGGAGUUUAUGGGCGAGGCAGCCGUCAUGAACAUCAUGCGACACCAGAACAUCGUUGCGCUGGCCGGCAUCUGUGCACAGCAUCGGCCCUGGCUGGUCGUGCUUGAGUUCUGCCCCCACGGCGAUCUGCAUGGUGCGCUGCGUGCUCUUCGCGAACGCCGUCUCGCCCUCUCCAUUGGCGAACAGCUGCGCAUUGCAGAGAACAUCGCCGCAGGCCUCGAGUUUGUCGCAUCAAAGCGAUAUGUCCAUCUCGAUGUUGCCGCCCGCAACUGCCUCAUUGGUGCUGAUGGAACCAUCAAAGUCGCCGAUUUCGGCCUGGCCAAACCCUACGACGCCGGCAAGCCGUACUUCCGCCUGCGCCGCACUCUCAAGCUCUCCAUUCGCUGGAUUGCUGUCGAGGCUCUCCAGCCCCCGCCCAAGCGCCUCUCUGAAUUUAGUGACGUGUGGGCCUUUGGCGUUACCAUGUGGGAGAUUGCCACGUACGGGCGCAUGCCAUACCACACGUAUCGCCUGCAUGAGCUGCAGCGGCUGCUGUUGGAGGGACUGCGCCUUGAACAACCCCAGGGCACCCCACACGAAGUCUUCGCCGUCAUGCAGAGCUGCUGGCGCCGGUCACCAGGCAACCGUCCCAACUUCAGCCGUCUUCGCCAAAGGCUGAUGGACUUGCAGAUGGUGCACGAGCCCGUGGCGAACAUUGCCACCAUCCUCUCACAGGGUGCGGAGGAUGGAGGCGACAAGCAGGAAGGGUUUGGCGACUUGGAUGACUUGCUGAAGCAGUACGAUUUCCCCCAGGCCGAUAUUCCACGAUAAACGCGCAUGCGGGUCUACAUGACACAUGGCAUGACUUGACAUGCUACACAAUGCCACAGGCACAACCAAGCAAACACACACACACACACACAUACACACACACACGCCUUUGCGCGCGGUGAACAUCCUGGUGUUGCUUCUCUGUGCUCUUUUGCUGUCUGUACAAACAAGACCGUAAACACUGUCAACACGA
Molecule: messenger RNA, 2334 nt
Organism: Salpingoeca rosetta
Lineage: Eukaryota; Choanoflagellata; Craspedida; Salpingoecidae
Product: TK/HMTK protein kinase
Exons: 20
Coding region: 36-2141 (701 amino acids)
Biological process (GO): protein phosphorylation; cell surface receptor protein tyrosine kinase signaling pathway; multicellular organism development
Cellular component (GO): signaling receptor complex
Molecular function (GO): transmembrane receptor protein tyrosine kinase activity; ATP binding
Source: RefSeq, a predicted model, not a curated record